Molecule: messenger RNA, 2586 nt
Organism: Spinacia oleracea (spinach)
Lineage: Eukaryota; Viridiplantae; Streptophyta; Magnoliopsida; Caryophyllales; Amaranthaceae
Product: magnesium-chelatase subunit ChlD, chloroplastic
Exons: 15
Coding region: 85-2379 (764 amino acids)
Biological process (GO): chlorophyll biosynthetic process
Molecular function (GO): ATP binding; ATP hydrolysis activity; magnesium chelatase activity
Source: RefSeq, a predicted model, not a curated record
CGUGGCUGAUAGAGUAACAGAUAAGUGAAACUCCGAAAAACUUUUCAGUCUAUCUUCUUCUUCUUCUUCUUCAAGCUCUCAACAAUGGCGCUGGCUUCUUCUCCUGCUCCUCCACCAUGCUUCUCUCUCCUCAAUUCACACUCUUCCUCCAACAACAAACCAUUUUCUCUGUCUUACUCCACCUUCAACUCUACUAACCUCACUCGCCGCCGCAACUUCCACCGCUCACCACCGGCGUUCAGAAUUCGCGCCACCGCAACUGUAAAUGCCGACAAUGGUGCCGCUGUUUCCGACGCCGAAACCCCUAAAGGUGCUAAUUAUGGACGCCAAUUCUUCCCCCUUGCUGCUGUUGUUGGACAGGAUGCCAUAAAAACUGCACUUUUGCUUGGAGCUAUUGACCGUGAAAUAGGAGGGAUAGGCAUUUCAGGAAAGCGAGGGACAGCAAAAACAAUUAUGGCCCGUGGUUUACAUGCCAUUCUUCCACCUAUUGAUGUAGUUGCGGAUUCCAUUUCAAAUGCUGACCCAUCCUGUCCAGAAGAGUGGGAAGAUGGAUUGGCUGAUCGUAUUGAGUAUGAUUCGUCUGGAAAUAUCAAGACCAAAGUUGUAAAAUCUCCAUUUGUACAGAUUCCUCUCGGUGUUACGGAGGAUAGACUUAUUGGGUCUGUUGAUGUUGAGGAAUCUGUGAAAUCAGGAACUACUGUUUUCCAGCCAGGACUACUGGCUGAAGCUCAUAGAGGUGUCCUGUAUAUUGAUGAGAUAAACCUUCUGGAUGAAGGGAUUAGUAAUCUUCUCCUGAAUGUUUUAACCGAGGGUGUGAAUAUUGUUGAAAGAGAAGGAAUCAGUUUUCGUCACCCGUGCAAGCCUCUGUUGAUUGCCACCUAUAACCCAGAAGAGGGUGCUGUACGUGAGCAUUUGUUGGAUCGUGUGGCAAUUAAUCUAAGUGCAGAUCUUCCGAUGAGCUUUGAUGACCGUGUUGCAGCUGUUGGAAUCGCUACACGGUUUCAGGAACAAACUAAUGAAGUAUUUAAAAUGGUCGAGGAGGAAACAGAAUUAGCAAAAACACAGAUCAUUUUGGCACGGGAGUACUUGAAAGAUGUUACUAUUAGCAAGGAGCAACUAAAAUACUUAGUCAUGGAAGCAAUGCGAGGUGGUUGCCAGGGCCACAGAGCUGAGUUGUAUGCUAUGCGCGUUGCCAAGUGCCUGGCUGCUUUUGAGGGACGUGAAAAAGUUGGCGUGGAUGACCUGAAGAAAGCUGUUGAACUGGUAAUUCUUCCUCGUUCGAACAUCCAAGAGAGGCCCCCAGAAGAUCAAAAUCAGCAGCAACCUCCACCACCACCACCUCCUCAACAGAAUCAAGACCCAUCUGAGGAGCAAAAUGAGGAAGAAGAUGAAGAUAAAGAGGAUGAGAAUGAUGAGGAGAAAGAUGAUGAGAACGAACAACAGCAGGACCAAUUACCCGAGGAAUUUAUCUUUGACGCAGAAGGAGGUUUGGUGGAUGAGAAACUUCUUUUCUUUGCUCAACAAGCUCAGAGACGCAAAGGGAAGGCUGGGAGAGCAAAGAAUGUCAUAUUUUCAGAAGACAGAGGCCGCUACAUUAAGCCAAUGCUUCCAAAGGGUCCUGUCAGGAGAUUAGCCGUGGAUGCAACUCUUAGAGCUGCUGCUCCAUAUCAAAAACUGAGGAAGGAGAAGGAUGUUCUCAAGGAGAGGAAAGUUUUUGUGGAAAAAACGGACAUGAGAGCAAAAAGAAUGGCUAGAAAAGCAGGAGCUUUGGUUAUAUUUGUGGUUGAUGCUAGUGGGAGUAUGGCGUUAAACCGUAUGCAGAAUGCAAAAGGUGCAGCACUUAAGUUGUUGGCUGAGAGUUAUACAAGCAGAGAUCAGGUUUCUAUAAUUCCAUUUCGUGGAGACGCUGCAGAAGUUCUCCUGCCUCCUUCCAGAUCAAUUUCCAUGGCAAGAAAACGUCUCGAGAGGCUUCCAUGUGGUGGAGGUUCUCCUCUAGCUCAUGGUCUUACAACGGCUGUGAGGGUUGGACUAAAUGCAGAAAAAAGUGGGGACGUUGGACGCAUUAUGAUUGUUGCCAUAACCGAUGGUAGGGCAAACAUAUCGCUGAAACGAUCUAAUGACCCAGAAGCAGUCACUGCAGAUACCCCUCGGCCUUCUUCAAAAGAGUUAAAGGAUGAGAUACUUGAAGUGGCUGGUAAAAUAUACAAAGCAGGAAUGUCGCUGCUUGUCAUUGACACGGAGAACAAAUUUGUUUCAACCGGCUUUGCCAAAGAGAUAGCCAGAGUAGCUCAAGGAAAAUACUAUUAUCUGCCUAAUGCAUCUGAUGCUGUAAUCUCGGCAACAACCAAGGAAGCUUUGGCAGAUUUCAAAAACUCAUGAUUAUUACAUACAUAGAUUAUGUUGUCAACUAAAGAAAGGAAAAUGUAUCUUCAAAAUGCUUCAAAUAUUUUGUAGAUCUCGAUAUAAUUAUUAUGUUAAUAGGUUCCGAUGUUUUGGUUGAUUUUUGUGCUGAAGAGAUGCCGGAAACCCCAUCUCAUUUUUGUAUCUUAUCAGUAAUGUGUUAUAUAGAUUAUUGAUUCUUUGCAA